Brienomyrus brachyistius is the source of this 2228-nucleotide messenger RNA. RefSeq names its product transcription factor Sox-19a-like. The transcript is spliced from 2 exons. Gene Ontology annotation, biological process: cell differentiation; anatomical structure morphogenesis; regulation of DNA-templated transcription. The record is from RefSeq and is a predicted model, not a curated record. Gene Ontology annotation, molecular function: RNA polymerase II cis-regulatory region sequence-specific DNA binding; DNA-binding transcription factor activity, RNA polymerase II-specific. Bases 447 to 1322 code for a protein of 291 amino acids. NCBI's taxonomy places the organism in Eukaryota, Metazoa, Chordata, Actinopteri, Osteoglossiformes, Mormyridae.
UGAUGCAAAUGUGCGGGGGUAAAGAAGGCAGUACAGGGCGGGCUGAUUGGUACAGAGCGCUACUUUCACUAUAAACCACAGCAAGAAUGAGGGGGAAACCAGUCCGCUGUGUGAACAGGGCGCUGCAUCCCGCAUUGGGACCCAACGCAGGAAUCUGAGACAUGUUGUAUUAAUGUCAAGUGAAGCGUUGUUUACAGACUUGCACAGCAACAUCGCUUUUUAUCUUGAUGAGACCUUUUUUUUGUUCUGAGUGAUUUUGAAAAAUUGUUUUGCGGUGGCAAAGAUAGUUAUGCAUAGGUCAUCGCGGGUCUGUUGGUUUAUCCUUUAUGUGCAGUUCUGAAAUAAAUCAUUUUAUUUGAAAGGGUUUAAAAUUUGAUUUCAUAGGCGAACCAUACGUCGUCGCCGGCUUUUCGUUCGUGUUUCUGGUUUCUUUUUAACUAUCAGAUAUGUUCAGUAUGAUGGAACACGAAUUACAGGCGCUGGGCGCCUCCAGCGAGCCUGGCACGGACAUGUCCGCCGUGACCUGCGCCGGCCACGGGGCCACCCGCUCCUUGGCCAAGCAGUGUGCGACCAGCGACCCUAUGGACAAGGUCAAGCGGCCCAUGAACGCCUUCAUGGUGUGGUCGCGGGGUCAGAGGCGGAAGAUGGCGCAGGAGAAUCCCAAAAUGCACAACUCGGAGAUCAGCAAACGCCUGGGAGCGGAGUGGAAACUCCUGGAGGAGAGCGAGAAGCGGCCCUUCAUAGACGAGGCAAAGCGGCUCCGCGCCCUGCAUAUGAAAGAGUAUCCGGACUACAAGUACAAGCCCCGCCGCAAGACCAAGCCGCUGCUGAAGAAGGACAGCCCGGUCGGGGCUCUCCCACUCUCCGCCGGUAACCUGUUGGCAGCGACGAGCGGCCAGGGAACAGAGCCCGUUCUGGAGAGUUACGGCUGGGGCUCCUCCGGAGGCUACUCCGCUCUCCAGAGCGACUCAGUUGGGUACCCCCAGCAGCUGCAGCGCUACGACCUGUCGGCCCUGCAAUACCCCCCGAGUCUGGCCACCCCGCAGACAUACAUGAACGGCACCAGCUCUUACAGCAAUCUGUCCUAUGGCACCAGCCCCCAGCAGCCCAGUCAGCUGAUUUCUAUGGCGAAGACAGAGCCGCCGUCGCACUCCCCUGGCGGGGCCCCUUCCCAGCCUCACGGCCUCCCCCAGGGGGACCUAAGGGACAUGAUCAGCAUGUACAUGCCAGGGGCUGAUGGGCAUGACCCCACGGCCCAAAGAGGCUAUCCCAGCAUGCACCAGCACUAUCUUGGGGGAAACAUGCCCCUCACCCACAUCUGAUGCCCAUUUGCUGGAGACUGCUCUGACCCCUGCCCCACCCACUUAAACUGGGCUCGGACCUCCCUGUGAUUUUCUCCUUGUUGCUGUUACAGACUCCAAGGAAGCCUCAGAUGGGGUGUCUGUUCAUGAACGUCCGCACCCCUGGUGCAAUGGUUCAGCAAGUGGCAAAGUGGUUCAGCCAACAAGGUGCCAUUUCUGACCCUGCUGUUGAAACCUUUGGUUUUGGUGCUUGACUUGAACUUCUGUGUAAAUGGGUUAAGUUGCCGAAUUGGUGUUGGGGGAUAAGGGUCGAUCAAAUCUCUGAAUGUACAAGUGCUUUUCAUGAGUCCGCUUUCGAUCUUCUCUCCCCCCCCCCCCCCCCCCCCCCCCCCCCCGAUGCUAUCGCUAACCUCACUGAUGAUGUCAUGGGAUGCUGAUGAUGUCAUGUUGUGAUGUCAUUAAUCUGCUGUGUUUAAGCCAAGAUAACCUUUGCAAAUAUCACCUGUUUCCUACUGGGAUAUAUUACAGGCUGAAGGUUAGUUUCUUUGGCCUGUGGAUCAACUGUCACCUUGUAAUGGUUUUAAGUCCUGCAAGUGUGCUUAAGGCAAUGAAAAAACACAGGAAGGGAUGAUUAGACAGUAGUUCAGGAGAGAAUGAACCCAAAAACAUUUGUUUAGAGAAAUGUCAUGAAUUCACUGACGGCGACUCAGGUGAAACGUGUUACAUGUGUGAAAUACUUUCCAUUUUCUUCAUUCCGCCUGACAGGCUCGUCAUCAGUCCCCAUUACCCAAAGCACUGCUUUCCCCAAAUUAAUGUUGUCGUUAACUUGUUUAAAAUGUCACCAAAUGUCAAAAAAUUGACUGAAUACUGUGAAAUGUAUUUGAAAUAAUAAAAAACAAUAACUGUUUACGGUGGAGCUAUUAAAAA